This is a messenger RNA of Pediculus humanus corporis (human body louse), 1770 nucleotides long. RefSeq lists its product as uncharacterized. The record is from RefSeq and is a predicted model, not a curated record. The coding region runs from base 1 to 1770 and encodes 589 amino acids. The transcript has 6 exons. NCBI's taxonomy places the organism in Eukaryota, Metazoa, Arthropoda, Insecta, Psocodea, Pediculidae. Gene Ontology annotation, molecular function: protein binding.
AUGCCGAAAGAGCCUAGGACAACAUUUAAUACUUAUUUUCUCCACGACAUGAAACUUAACAAAGAAAAUUCAAAUGAUGAAGAGUUAUUCAAUAAAACACAAUUUCAACAAGAAUUAGACAAAUGGUUUUCAAGUCAUGGCGUAAUUGCCGAUUUAAGAUCACAUUUACGUCAUUUAAUGAUAAUGUCUUUGCAAAAUACAAGAAUCGGAUUGAAAUCGACGGAAAGAGCUUCGCCGAAAAUCCAAGCGAUAAAUUUAUUAAUUGCAGAACAAUUAUUAUGGCAUAAAUAUCAUUAUACGCUUUCCGUAUUCACGAGCGAAGUCCCAGCGUUGAACGGUUUUAGUGAUUUUUCCAUAAAGUCACUCAUUGAUAACGAGAGAAAGAAGAGAAAAAAAAAUAUGGCGCCCGAAAAAAAUAAUAUAUUCAUGGAAAAUGAAUUGGAUGAUAUAUUUAACGCUUUAGGAUUGUCGACGAAUGCAUACGUGAGGGAAAAAAUUAAAAAUGAAUAUUUUCAAAACAGUAAUAAAAGUUCAUUGUUGGAAUUGAUAUUACAAUUGAUAUUUGAAAUGUUCAUCAAAUUGGAAAUUCAUCAAAAUUUAGAAAGCGUUACCGAAAUCGAAUUGAACAAAAUGGCGAAAAAAAAGCAUAGACAACAAAUCGAAUUGUUGACACAGAGAGAAAUGAGAAUACAAGAAUCGUUGAGAAAAUACGAAAAUGAUAUUUUUUACAGAUUGAAACGAGCCGAAAUGAAUUUAUUUAAGAGGAGAGAACGCAUCGACGAAGAAUUAAAUGAAAAACAAAAAUAUUUAUCGAAAAUGGUUUCCGAAUGGAAAAUGAAACACGAUGAAAUAAUUGAAAUGUCAAAAAACGUAUUGGCGUUAGAAACCGAAAAUAAAAAAUUAAAUAAAGUUAUUAGGGAAUUGCAAAAAGAAAAUAAAAAUCUCAAAGUGAAAAAAAAAAAACAAAAUCAAACUAUUAAAGAAUUAUUAAAUGCUUACCAAAAAGUUUUCAAAUGGAAUUCCGUUUUAAAAGAACAACUGAAAAAAUCAAUAGAUAUAAAUAUCCGAGAAAGUUGUCAAGAUGAAAACAUUAAUAAUAAUGAUAGCGAGCAUAAUAAUAGUCCUAAAGAUGUAUUUAUGAGCGAUUAUGAGAAAAUAUCAGAGGGUGAUAGAGGCAAUGAUGAUGAUGAUGAUGAUGAUAUUAACGAAGAAAUGACAAUAAUGAACAUUUCUUCGGAUGAAGUCAUUUGCAGUGUUAAGAAAAAACUAGAUGAUUUGGAAAAAGAAUCAAAAUUAGUGAAUGAUAAUUAUUAUAAAUAUAAAAAUAAAUAUGUGGAUUGCAUUUUAAGCGAAUCAGAUACUUCUUUAGAAUCAUCAAUUGAGACAUUAAAUAUAAAUUUAAAAAAAUCAAAUGAGUGCUUAUUAAAAUGUGACAAAAUGUCUAAUAAAAAUCAAAUGGAAAAAUUUUCACAAACCGAACAAGGAAAUCAAUUAGAAAAUUUUAUUUUUAAAAUGGAAGAAAUGGAAACGAAAAGAAAAUUAUUAUUCGAUGAAGUGGAGAAGGAUAAUGAUGAUGAUGAUGAUGAUGAAAAUAAUAAACCUCAUCAAAAUUUAAUGCAAAUUCUUAAAACUCCCUCGAAACGUCAGUUAGAAAAUAGAGAAUAUUUUUUAGAAAAUCGUAAAUUGUUGAUUUCAUAUGAAGAAAAUAAAAAUUUUAACGUUGAAUCUGAUUGUUCAUUUCGAAAUUCUAAUUCAAGUGAAAUUGUUUAA